Molecule: messenger RNA, 3222 nt
Organism: Phascolarctos cinereus (koala)
Lineage: Eukaryota; Metazoa; Chordata; Mammalia; Diprotodontia; Phascolarctidae
Gene: ACER3
Product: alkaline ceramidase 3
Biological process (GO): ceramide metabolic process; phytosphingosine biosynthetic process
Cellular component (GO): endoplasmic reticulum membrane
Molecular function (GO): N-acylsphingosine amidohydrolase activity
Source: RefSeq, a predicted model, not a curated record
CCGCCCCCAGCUCCUCCUCCAGGCCGGGUCUGAGGGGGCCCCGGGCGGCACCGGCGGCGACCCCGCCCUUUUCCCGGGGCGGAGCCGGGCUGCGCCGGCUGAGGCGGGGACGCGGAGGAGGCCGAAGAGGCGGAGCCGGCGGGGCCGCUUGAGUGACGGCGGCGGCCGGCCCGGCUUGGCUCGGCUCGGCUCGGAGGGGAGGCAGCAGCGCCAUGGCCCCGCUGGGGGCGGACCGAGAGGGCUACUGGGGCCCCACCACGUCCACCCUUGACUGGUGCGAGGAGAACUACGCCGUCAGUUUCUACGUGGCCGAGUUCUGGAACACACUGAGUAACCUGAUUAUGAUUCUACCUCCAAUCUGUGGUGCCAUUCAGACAGUCAGAGAUGGACUGGAAAAGCGGUACACAGCUUCCUAUUUGGCUAUUACAGUGGUAGGAUUGGGAUCGUGGUGCUUCCAUAUGACUCUGCAGUAUGAAAUGCAGCUAUUGGAUGAACUACCCAUGAUCUACAGCUGUUGUAUAUUUGUCUACUGCAUGUUUGAAAGUUUCAAGGCCAAGAACACAGUCAAUUAUCACCUGAUUUUUAUAUUAAUGCUAUUCAGCUUAAUAGUAACCACAGUUUACCUAAAAGUUAAAGAGCCUGUAUUCCACCAGGUCAUGUAUGGACUGUUGGUUUUUACUCUAGUACUGCGGUCUAUUUAUAUUGUUACAUGGGUAUAUCCAUGGCUUAGAGGACUGGGUUAUACAUCCUUAGGCAUAUUUUUAAUGGGAUUUUUCCUUUGGAAUGUAGACAACAUCUUUUGUGAGUCACUGAGGAGCUUUCGAACAAAGGUUCCACCUUUUGUGGGUGUUUUUACACAGUUACAUGCUUGGUGGCACAUUCUUACUGGCCUUGGCUCUUAUCUUCACAUCCUUUUCAGUUUAUACACAAGGACACUUUAUCUGCGGUAUAGACCAAAGGUGAAGUUUCUCUUCGGGAUAUGGCCCGUGAUCCUGGUUGAGCCACCCAAGAAACAUUUAUGAAAAGAGGUUCCAUGAAGAAAGCACAACUGCCCACUGCUGGCUUCGUUGCCUUGGGAAGAUAAUCCCAAGACUCUUCAAGCUUCCAUAUUAAAUAAUGUACCAGCCCUUAUGGUAAAAGGAGGCGUCUUUGACCAACACCACCAGGCCAGAAACAGAGUGAGAAGUGGGCGUACUGGGGACUUAGUGUGUCUUUCUCUCCCUUAUAGUGUCUAAAAGGACCCGAUGUGAUGUUCAUGUAUGUAUUGAAGUGCUGCAGAAAUUGGGCUUCUUUAAUGAGCUAGUCACUAGUCCUAGUCCAGUGGUCGCUGGACAGUGACCUUUUUCCCCUUUGAUGUGGACUGAAUCUGAUAACAUGUAACUUUUCUCUCUGAUUUCUAAAUGAAUAUGCAAUUGAAUAAUGGAAAUUGUUAACUGGAGUGGAGCCAGACUAAGUAUUUAUCCAGAUGCUUAAUAGUGAACAUAAUGCUUAGCUACAUCGCCCUUCAUUCAGAUACUUGUUGAAGGAAACUUAGAAGGUUUGUUGCCAAGGUGAAGGGGUCCAGCUGUAGGACUGGGUUCAGCUCCAUGCCUUGAACCAAGAGGUAGGACAUGUUGUCUCUGCUGUCAUUGGGAGCCAUGCAUUCUAGCUCACUCCUGCCACCACAGCCUGACAUCUGUCACUUCAUCCCCUACAGCCCAUUGUACAGGCACUUUCCACAUAUUGUUGACCUAUAGAGGGUCACAGAUUCACAGUGUCACUACUUACAUCACAACCAGGGCCCACCGUAACACUGGGGACACCCAUUAAUGUCAUUUUGGCCAAUGGCCCAAGUCACAAAUUGGUCAUCUGACAUUCUUCUGGCUAGUACUUAACCGCAGCAAUGUUAGUUACCUUCCUGUAACCCUUGGGAAUGUGGUUUCACCUUAUGAGGAAGCUGUGCCAAACAAAGCCCAGCACAUCAGGGUUCGAGCUGGAUAUUCAGGCUGUGAUUUCUUUUUCUUCCUCAAGCUAAUUAAAUGUAUCCACACUGUUGCCUCCAGCUCCUCCUAGUCUUUGUAGAUCCUCUUUACUUUUGCCUCCUGCUUGUGGUCUAAUCAAACAUGGAGCAGGUGUGCCUCUGCUCUAUCUAGCUUUAUUCCUGUGCUCCCAUUAUUUGCAGCUCCAGAAAAUAUCAGUGAAUGACAUACACUGGCUUUUAAAAGUAUUUGGUAAUCAUAAAUUCUCUAAGAGAUAUGAGACUCACAGUGAAAUUUGCAGGGGGUGAAAUCACCAGGAGCUUCUUGUGUGGAAAACACCUCCAUCUGCCUGCUCCUCUUUGCAUCUGAGGGAGAUAGGCCCACAGCUUGAGAACAGCCUGAGGCAGCACCAGAAGUGGAUUUCGCAGCGACAGGCAGCUCAUUCUUCUGGGAUUUGAAUGGGUGACCCCCAAAGUCAGCAGAAGGCUUACCUGCCAGGACACCUUUGCCUAAAGGGGUGUUAGCAAAUGAAUGGUAACAUGCUCGCUUCCUCAAAAGCUGGUACUCCAAGAGAGGAUCUUCUGGGUCCUCUUAUUCAAUCUAGUGGUUAAAGACCUUGACCAUUUUUACAGUAUUAAAUAAGUGACCUUAAGACAAAAUUAAAAGAAACCUAUUUCUGGUUUUGGGGAAUUUAUUUUAAAUGUUUUACUGGAUGACUUUUUGUUGCUUUUAAAGUUUUUAUUUUCGCAUUUUCACUCAUCCCAGUGGCCCUCAUUUUCUGCCCUUCAGUACAUCAGUGCCGCUUUCUUUCUCUUGGUCCAGUUCAUCAGCAGGUUGAGCCCUGUCUAGAUUUUGUUCAUUUUCCUUCCAGGAGACAAAACCUUAAACUUGAAUGUGAGAGGAAGCUUUGGCUCUGGUUCUCUGUGCCUUAGAAGGCUGAAACAUUGAAGAAUUCCACAUAACACAAGUCAUUUCUCUGCCUCCUGCCUUGGGAACACUGAAAAUUGCCUCUUCUAUCCCAUCUUCAGCUAAACAAAUGGUUAGCUCUUCUGGAUCUGUUCUUGAAAAGAGUUGUGGACUUAGAGUCAGAAGACCUGGGUCUGCCAGUUACUAGUCACCUUAGGCAGAUCACAUCCCUCCUCUGAGCCUCUCAGUAUUCAUAUCUGUUUAAUGGGAAUAAUGAUUAACUUACCCUUGCAGGGUUAUUGUGGGAAAACAUUUUGUAAACAGUAGAGCACCAUAUAAAUGUGAGCUACUUAUAUUA